This is a messenger RNA of Dendroctonus ponderosae (mountain pine beetle), 648 nucleotides long. RefSeq names its product protein tipE (gene Teh2). Lineage: Eukaryota; Metazoa; Arthropoda; Insecta; Coleoptera; Curculionidae. Gene Ontology annotation, biological process: regulation of sodium ion transport. The record is from RefSeq and is a predicted model, not a curated record. The coding region runs from base 1 to 648 and encodes 215 amino acids. The transcript has a single exon. Gene Ontology annotation, molecular function: sodium channel regulator activity.
AUGUCCAAAUCAGCCCUCACGCUGAUAAACAUUGCGGAAACCGCAAAAUUCUACACGUCGUUAUGCCUGGGAACCACCGCAUUUGUAUCAGUGUUCGCAUUUCUCUUCCUUAUACCAUUUGUGGUGGACCCAGCCAUCAACAGCCUUUUGGCAAAUUAUGACCCACGACCAGUCACUUGCGUAGCAACGACUCACGUGUACGCUGAAGGUAUUUCUAAUUGUUCUUGGUCAUCUUGUAGAGAAGGUUGUACGAGGGAAGCUACCAGAUGUCACCAGAUUUAUGUCAAUUACAGCAAAGUACCUUUCAGCCAGUACAAAAAUCAGAAAUUGCAUUGGGACGUCUCGGACACCCGAUUUUUAAUUAACACUGAAGGCUGUGGGUAUCCGCCCUCAGUAAAUUGCUCCCAAUUCGCCAAGCAGUACGGCUAUGGGACUGCAGGCACUGCUUUUCCUUGCUACUAUAGUAGAGUCUAUUCGGAGAUGGUGGUAUCGCGAUACUCCUGGGACGACACUUUGCGGCAUCUCGUACUUUCUUUAGCGAUUCCCAACUUACUUUUUGUAGCGUCUGUAGGAGUGUUGAGCUACUGGUACUGUCCGGGCUGUGGUCGAUCUUGCCAGAAAUACAUGUAUCAUUUUCCUGAAGAAUAG